AUGGGCUGCAAUAAUAGCGUGCAUGUUGUUCAAGAGCCACUGGUGCCCUUACUUCAUACAAACGACCCACAAGUAGAAAAUAUUAAUACAUCAGAUAUUAUUACGACGCAACCGACUACGACGAACAAUAACGACAAUGAUACCAAGUCUAUAUCCAACUCAAAGAAAAAAAUAAAAAAUCCAUCCAUAAAUCCGGUUAGCCAGACUAAUCAAAAUGUUGUGAUUAUCUGGACAGAUACCAAUAUAGAUUUGUCUAAAAAAUCAUAUCAAGAUACGCUGACAAAACUUCAACGAAUUACACCAUCAGUCUACACAUGCACAGAUAUCCAACAAUGUCUCCACCAUAUCGAUACCGUUCAAGAUAAAAAGGUCUUUCUCAUCGUGUCCGAUGCACUAGGCGAACAACUGCUGCCUCUUGUUCAUCACAAACCUCAAAUCCAUGCCAUCUAUAUUUUCAGCCAAGCAAAACAACAUCGUCUACCUUGGGCAGCCAAAUGGUCGAAAAAAGUCAAAGAAAUCCUCUUCAACAUCGAAGACAUUUACCAGAAGAUCAAAACUGAUAGCGCUCUCAUUGGUGGUUCGACACCGAUCAGUGUCAUACGUCGAAUGGAUCUUCCCACGUCAGCUACCAACGAGCUCGAUCCAGCAUUCAUGUACUCACAACUACUCAAAGACAUUCUCAUCGAAAUGAAACAUGAACCCGAUGCAAAGAACAAGCUAGUCGAAUACUGUCAGAGCAAAUAUGCAGAUAGCAUUUAUCAGCUGACGCUCAUCGAUGAAUUCGCCAUCGAAUACAAGAGUGACUUGGCCGUCUACUGGUACACGAAAGAAUCAUUUCUGUAUGGUUCACUCAAUCGAGCUUUGCGGACACAAGAUGUGGAAACAAUCAUGAAGAUGGGCUUCUUCGUGCAAGAUCUACAUCGGCAGAUUGUCGAAUUGCACAGACAACAGUCGGAAACACGCGACGGCAGUAAGUUCGUGGUUUAUCGAGGUCAAGGUGUGGCUCCGGAAGAGCUGGAAAAGAUCAGGACGGGUCAAGGUGGUCUGCUGUCAUUUAAUAACUUUCUAUCGACCAGUCUGAACAUAAAAGUUGCACAGCGCUUUGCACAAAAUGCACAUGGCAAUGAAAAUGUUGUGGCAGUGCUGUUUGAGAUGGAGAUCAAUCCGAAGAUAUCGUCGGUGCCAUUUGCGUUCGUCGACAAGGAAGGUGCAUUCGAAAGUGAAAGUGAAGAUCUGUUUUCGAUGCACACAGUAUUUCGAAUCAUGGGUACCGAACAAGUUGGUGAUCGAUUUUGGCAAGUGAAGUUAGCACUGACGAGCGACAAUGAUGUGCAACUGAAGGUUCUUGGUGACUACAUGAGAAAAGAACUAGGUGAGGGUGAUUCAAUGAGUAAACUUGGUCAUCUGAUGCUGAAAAUGGGAGAAUACAAUCAAGCACACGAUAUUUAUGGCACGCAGAUUGGGUCAGUAGAGGAUAACAAUUGGCGACGGCAGUCAUAUUUAAAUCAUCAACUUGGGUGGGUUUUUAGUCAGAAAGGUGACUACCGAACUGCACUCUCGUAUUACGAAAAAGCUAUUCAGAACAAAGGAGAUGCUCUAGGAGCUGAGGAUCCUUCUUUAGCUCCGACUUAUCAUAAUAUUGCUGGUGUUUAUCGAUCGUUGGGUGAUUAUCCUUCUGCACUUUCAUCGUAUGAGAAAGCAUUGAGAAUUGAAGAGAAGUCUUUAACUACGGAUGAUCCUCUGCUUGCCACAACGUAUUGUAGUAUCGGAUUAAUGCAUAGAACAUUGGCCAAUUACGACAAGACAAAAGCAUUCUAUGAGAAAGCACUUGCAAUUCGUCAAAAAGUGUUACCGCCGAAUCAUCCGGAUUGCGGAUCUAUGUUUAGUCAUAUGAGCGGACUUUAUCAAGAGAUGGGCGAUUACUCAAAGGCUCUCGAAUAUGCUCAAAAAGCACUCGACACUCGAAAAAGAUCCCUCCCAGCAAAACAUCCCGACUUAGCUACAAGCUAUGGAAACUUGGGAUCUGUUUAUAGUUGGAUGGACGAUAAAAGCAAAGCACUGGAGUACUAUGAAAAAGCUUUAGAAAUAAGGGAAGCAUCCCUUCCAGAAAACCAUCCAGAUCGAGCCAGUAGUUACAGUUGCAUCGGAUCAAUACAUAACACGAUGGAAGAUUAUCCCAAAGCACUUUCCUAUUUCGAAAGGGCACUUAAAAUUCGGAAGCAGGCUUUUCCCGAAAAUCAUCCUAUCUUUGCUGAUACCUACGAUAACUUUGGAUCAGUUUAUAGCUCAAUGGAUGAAAAGUCAACUGCAUUGUCAUAUUAUGAGAAAGCACUCCAUAAUCGUCAGUUUUCACUUCCAUCGAAUCACCCAGAUACGGCUACUAGUUAUAACAAUCUCGGUAUGGUUUACAGCUCGAUGGGAGAUAAACAAAAAGCAUUAGCAUCGUACAAAAAAUCACUUCAAUUGAAACAGAGCUCAUUACCUCCGAAUCAUCCAUCGCUUGUUCUCGCAUACAAUAACAUCGGGUCGGUUUACCAAUCGAUGAAGGAUUAUCCAACCGCACAGUUUAACUACCAGAAAGCGUGUGAAAUUUGUCAGAAUAAUCCACAACUGCGCCAAUCAGAUAAGUCAGUUGAUACUUUCACCAAAAUUGGUUCACUGCACUAUCAGACGAAAGAGUACACUGUUUCUCUUUCGUUCUUUGAGAAAGCAUUAAAAAUACAUAGUAAAUUAUCGGCUCCUGAAAAUCGGGAACUGGCAUAUAUUUAUAAUCAGGUCGGUGUGACCUAUUCUGCAAUGAAAGAAUAUGAAAAAGCACUCUCAUACUACGAGAAGGAACUCCAAAUUGAACACAAGCUUCUUCCUGCGGAUCAUCGAGAUGUAGCAACUUCGUACAGUAACAUUGGAAUAGUUUAUCAUUCAUUAAAAGAUUACUCUAAAGCAUUGGCUUAUCACGAAAAGGCACGAGUGAUUCGAGAAAACAAACUUUCACCUGAUAGUCUCAUACUUGCCUCUACUUUCUCUAAUAUCGCUGCUGUUUACUUCGANCACAUUAAUCAUCAGCUGGGAUAUGUGUUCAGUGCAAAAGGAGACUACAAGACAGCACUUACCUAUUAUGAAAAGGCUCUUCAAGGUAAAGUCGAUGCCGUGGGAGCGGAAGACUCAUCUUUAGCUCCAACAUAUAACAAUAUUGCUGGUGUUUAUCAGUCGUUGGGUGAUUAUCCUUCUGCGCUUUCGUCUUAUCAUAAAACAUUAAGCAUAGAAGAAAAGUCGCUUUCUACUGACGAUCUAGCACUUGCAACUACGUACGGGAACAUUGGACUAGUGCAUCGUUUACUAGCAGAUUAUAAACAGGCACUUUCAUUCUACGAAAGAGCGCUUGCGAUUCGUCAAAAAACAUUACCACUUAACCAUCCUGACUUAGCAACCACGUAUGGUAAUAUAAGUGGGUUGCACCAAGAUAUGGGUGACUAUUCCAAGGCUCUCGAAUAUGCUCAAAAAGCACUUGACACUCGAAAAAGAUCCCUUCCGUCAAAACAUCCCGACUUAGCCACAAGCUAUGGGAACUUGGGAUCCGUCUAUAGCUCGAUGGGUGAUAAAACAAAAGGGCUAGAGUACUAUGAAAAAUCACUGAAGAUUCGAGAAGCAUCGCUUCCAGAAAACCAUCCAGAUCGAGCUCAUAGUUAUAGUUGUAUUGGAUCGAUAUACAACGCGAUGGAAGAUUAUUCCAUGGCGCUUUCGUAUUUUGGCAAAGCACUUGCAAUCGAGAAGCAAGCUUUUCCCGAAAAUCACCCUAGUUUCGCCAGUAUUUACGAUCAUUAUGGAUCAGUCUACAGUUCAAUGGACGAUAAAUCAAACGCGCUGUCAUAUUAUGAGAAAGCACUCGCAAUUCGUCAACGUUCAUUUGCAUCGAAUCAUCCAGAUAUCGCAAUCAGUUACAAUAAUCUUGGUACAAUUUAUAGUGCCAUGGAAGAUCAUCGAAAAGCCUUAUCAUCUUAUAAAAAGUCUCUUAAAAUCGAACAAAGUUCGUUACCUCCGAAUCAUCCAUCAAUUGUUACUUCGUAUAACAACAUUGGAUCAGUGUACCAGUCAAUGAAGGAUUAUUCUACUGCACAGUUCAACUACCAAAGAGCGUGUGAAAUUUGUCAGAAUAAUCCACAGCUUAGCCAAUCCGCUAAAGCAGCUGCGACUUACAGUAGAAUUGGAUCGCUGCAUCAUGCAACAAAAGAAUAUACUACUGCCCUAACAUUUUUCGAAAAUGCGCUCAAGAUCCAGCGCAAAUCACCGAAUUCUGAGAGUCGCGAGACGGCUAUGAUUUAUAAUAAUCUUGGUUUAACUUACAGUGCAAUGAAUGAGCACGAGAAAGCACUUUCGUAUUACGAAAAAUCACUUGAACUUGAACAGAAAACGCUGCCUGCAGAUCAUCGAGACAUAGGAACUUCAUACAGCAACAUUGGAAUAGUCUAUCAUUCACUACAAGAUUACUCUAAAGCAUUGGCUUAUCACGAAAAGGCACGAGUGAUUCGAGAGAACAAACUGUCACCUGAUAGCCUCAUACUUGCCUCUACUUUCUCUAACAUCGCUUCCGUUUAUUUCGACACCAAAGAUUAUACACAAGCAGUGACAUUCUACAAGAAGAGUCUUCGUAUACGAGAGAAAUCUUCAUCGACUGAGGAACUCGACUUGGCUACUAAUUACAACAACAUUGCUGCCGCAUAUAGUCACACCAAUGAUACAUCCAAUGCUCUACGAUAUUACCAAAAAGCGUUGACUAUUCGAGAACGACAACUAUCGUCUGAUGAUCCAACACUUGCAUCAACCAACAACAGUAUUGCCUCCGUAUAUUUCGAUAUGAAGGACUAUUCGAAUGCUGUCUUAUUCUACAAGAAGGCAGCAACAAUACGAGAAGGCAGCGCAUCGCGAGAUGAGGCCGAACUCGCAACGAACUAUAAUAAUAUUGCAGUUGCUUAUAGUUGGAUGAAUGAUGAUGCGAAUGCUCUUCAAUACUAUAAGAAAGCAGUGGUUAUUCGCGAAAAAGUGCUUUCUGGCAACGAUCUCGUUCUGGCUUCAAACUACACAAAUAUUGCAUCGAAGUACAGUGCGAUGAAAGAGUAUGCGAAAGCAAUCGAAUUUUAUGAGAAGUCAAUCGCCAUUCGUGAGGCGACUUCUUCCGGAGAUGAUGCAGAACUCGCAACGAACUAUAAUAAUACAGCAGUUGCUUAUAGCUGGAUGAAUGAUGAUGCGAAUGCUCUUCGGUACUACAGGAAAGCAGUGGCUGCUCGAGAAAAGUCUGUCUCUCCAGAUGAAUCUUUACAGGCUGCCAAUUACUCGAGUAUUGCAUCAAUCUGUCAUACUACAAAGGAGUAUGCUAAUGCAAUCGAAUUCUAUAAGAAAUCUAUUGCCAUUCGUGAGAAAUCUCCAACAACGGAUGAGCUUGAUCUAGCGACUAACUACAACAAUCUUGCUGUUGCAUACAAUGCUAUCGAAGAUCGACAACAUGCUCUCAAAUACUACAAAAAAGCAGUUGCCAUUCGAGAGAAGAAGCUCUCUUCGAACGAUCCAUUGUUGGUCCCUCUCUAUAGCGGCAUUGCUUCAAUCUACUCAUCGAUGGAAGAUAAGACAGCAGCUAUUGAAUGGUAUGAAAAAUCACUCAGAAUUCAAGAAACGUUACCCUCGCCAAAUCAUCAAUCAAUGGCUAUAAUGUAUUACAACACAGCCAGAGCGUAUGAAGAUCUUAAAAAUCUUUCUGCAGCUGUCACCAAUGCUGAACGAUCCCUUGUCAUUGCUCGUUUAGCUUUUAGUUCGGACUUAUCGAAAAUAAAACUCUACGAAGAUUUAGUGGAACGACUGCGCAAGAAACAAUAA
Molecule: messenger RNA, 5865 nt
Organism: Adineta ricciae
Lineage: Eukaryota; Metazoa; Rotifera; Eurotatoria; Adinetida; Adinetidae
Source: the annotation of a GenBank genome assembly